Messenger RNA from Suillus subalutaceus, 2889 nucleotides. RefSeq lists its product as uncharacterized. The transcript is spliced from 11 exons. The coding region runs from base 1 to 2889 and encodes 962 amino acids. The record is from RefSeq and is a predicted model, not a curated record. Lineage: Eukaryota; Fungi; Basidiomycota; Agaricomycetes; Boletales; Suillaceae.
AUGUUUAUCUCCAGGCUGUAUGCGCUGGUUUCGAAACGCCUCAGGCCGCACUCAACACAUGCAUGCGUGCCAUCCAGUUGCACUUGCUCAAGAUUUUCUACCAACACACCGCCUCAGUCGCCACCUCCUCCUGGUUUCUCGCCACCUCCUCCUGGUUUCUCGCCACCUCCUCCUGGUUUCUCGCCACCUCCUCCUGAUUUCUCGCCACCUCCUCCUGAUUUCUCGCCACCCCCACCUGAUGUCUCACCACCCCCACCUGAUGUCGAUGAGGAUCCAGAGUCAGAAUUCACGGACGCGAGUGGGCGUUACUAUCGUACGUAUCAUUCGCUCCUCAAUGGACUGCCAUGCACAGCUGAUGGUGUAUUUCUACCGCCUGGUACACCACCAACUCCUGCUCCACUGAAGUCUCCUCAUGACUGGAGUCCAUAUCGCAGUGAUGUUGAGUUUGCAACGGCAGAGUUUACCUUCAAGCAAUGCCAUAUGUCUAACAAAGCUUCGGACAUACUAUUCGACUUGAUGGCUGCGCAGCUAUUAAAACACAACGACUCCCCUCCAUUCGCGGACCACAAGGAUUUGCACAAGGUCAUUGACGCUACACAGCUUGGCAAUGUCCCUUGGCAAUGUCUCUCGGUUCAAUACGCGGGGGAACGCCCUGAGCACGAUACUCCUCCGUGGAUGGGCAAAGAAUAUGAAGUUUGGUACAGAGACCCCCGCGUGAUGGCACACAACAUGUUGGCCAAUACCACCUACAAGGGUGAGAUUGACUAUGCGCCAUUUCGAGAGUAUGAUUCGUCGGACAAUACACGCCGAUGGAAAGACUUUAUGUCUGGAGAUUGGGCAUGGCAACAAGCCGACGAGAUAUCGAAGGAUCCGAACACGCAUGGAUCAAUGUUCGUCCCAAUAAUCCUUGGGAGUGACAAGACCACCGUAUCUGUGGGCACGGGUAAUAACGAAUAUUACCCCUUGUAUGCCUCGAUCGGCAAUGUACACAACAAUGUGCGACGCGCUCAUCGCGAUGCUCUCGUUAUCAUUGGUUUCCUCUCUAUACCAAAAACUACUAGGAAAUAUGCUCACGACGAUUCGUUUCGUCUAUUUCGCCGCCAGCUUUUUCACUGCUCGCUAUCCGCGAUUCUAUCCACCCUGAAGCCUGCGAUGACCGAGUACGAGGUCCUGCGUUGCGCAGACGGUCAUUUUCGACGCAUCAUAUUUGGCCUAGGACCUUACAUAGCUGACUAUGAGGAGCAACUGGUGCUAUCUUGCACCGUCAAAAACUGGUGCCCGAAAUGUCUUGCACAUCGUGGUGACCUGGAUGGCGGCGGUAAUCUCCCACGCACUCGAGAGCAUACAGAUCUCCUCGUAUCUGAACAUAUAGACUCAGAUACAUUGUGGCAUGAAUUUGGUAUCGUUAGCGUUCUCGUCCCAUUCACAAAUGAUUUCCCCCGAGCCGACAUUCAUAAAUUGAUAUCCUUUGAUCUCCUCCACCAGCUAGUCAAAGGCGCUUUCAAGGAUCAUCUUGUGGACUGGGUCUUAAAGUAUCUCAAACUCACGCAUGGGACCAAACGAGGAGAAGAGAUCAUGAGUGACAUAGAUCGCAGAAUUGCUGCUGUGGCAUCAUUCACUGGGCUACGGCGAUUUCCCGACGGCCGUGGCUUCAAACAGUGGACAGGUAACGAUUCCAAGGCCCUCAUGAAGGUUUUCCUUCCGGCUAUUGAAGGCCAUGUACCUCAAGACAUGGUGCGCGCAUUUCGCGCUCUUUUAGAAUUUUGUUAUAUUGCACGACGCGAUGUAAUUACCGAAGCCUCUCUGGUUCAACUCAAUGAUGCGCUCACUCGAUAUUCGAAACCACAGGCACAGUCCCUCACUUCUCGUUACCCUCGUCAACACUCGAUGACUCACUAUGUGGACAUGAUCCGACUGUUUGGUGCCCCAAACGGAUUAUGUUCGUCGAUCACGGAAUCCAAGCACAUCAAGGCGGUCAAGGAACCUUGGCAGUGGUCUAACAAGCACAACGCCCUGGGUCAAAUGCUAUUGACCAAUCAACGGCUUGAUAAACUUGCAGCAUCUCGCCUGGACUUUGCUGCUCGUGGGAUGCUUGUCGGCUCUGUGUUAUCAAGAGCUGUGGCCGCUCUCACUGUCGGCCCUGAAGAUGAGCCAAAUGCCCCAGUGAUCGCACCAGAAGUCGAGGGUGAGGUUGACGAUGGUGAAGCUGUUGAUGGCCCAACUGUGCUCGCUUUUGUGCAGCUCGCGCGGACACCUCAACGAAAACGGGCACGGACUGUAAUGGAGCUAGCAGAUGAGGUCAAUGUACCUCACCUGCGACGCCUUAUCCGUUACUUUCUGUUCUCUCAACUCCACCCUAACGAUCCCCGCAGCCCCGAGGAUGUCCCCGCUGCUAGCUGUCCUCGGCAUGAUGGCACGCUUUAUGUCUUUAAUUCUGCAGCUGCGACUUUCUAUGCCCCGAGCGAUCCCAGUGGCAUUGGCGGCAUGCGACGUGAACAGAUACGAGCUUGUCCACUCUGGCGGAAUGUCGCUGCCCGUAAUGAUUGUGUGUUUGUCAAUGCCAAUCCAGACCUUGAAGGGAUGAGAGGGCUCGAAGUCGCAAGAGUCAAAUGUUUCUUUUCUUUCAAGUUUAAUUGGGUCACAUAUCCAUGUGCCCUCGUUCAGUGGUUCGACAAGGUUGGCGACUUACGUCCAACUGUUCAUGACGAUGGCACCCCAAACUUCGCCGUCAUCCAUAUUGACACAAUUUACCGCGCAGCCCACUUGAUCCCUGUCUAUGGUCCCGACUUCAUUGCUGACAACAUCGAGUAUUUUCACUCCUAUGAUGCUUUUCGCUCAUUCUAUAUUAAUAAAUUUGCUGAUCACCAUGCAUUUGAGAUCGCGUCGUGA